CCGCGCCGCCUCCCCUGCCCUCCCUCUAGCUCCGCCCCGGGGUUGCCAGAGUAACGGAGGCGUUGGAGGAGCGCGGCGCCGGGACCAGGACGGGGGCAAGAUGAUGCUGUCGCGGGCCAAGCCGGCCGUGGGGGCCGCCGCGCCGCUGGGCGACAAGCGGAAAAAGAAGGGCAAGAAGGUGCCGCAGCGGGACGAGCUGUUGGCCCAGCGGGACUUCACCGGCGCCAUCGCCCUGCUCGAGUUUAAGCGUCAAGCUGGGGAGCAGGAGGAGGAGGAGGCCGACCUGUGGGUUGGAUACUGCGCCUUCCACCUCGGAGACUACAAGAGAGUGCUGGAGGAGUAUGAGGCUCUUACCAAGAAGCCAGGUUGCAACCCUGAUGUCUGGGUGAACCUAGCCUGCACUUAUUUCUUCCUGGGGAUGUAUACACAGGCUGAACAGUCAGCCCUGAAAGCACCUAAAAGUCCACUUCAGAACCGUCUCCUCUUUCACCUGGCACAUAAGUUCAGUGAUGAAAAAAAACUGAUGAGCUUCCACCAGAAUCUGCAGGAUAUUACAGAAGAUCAGCUCAGCUUGGCAUCUAUCCAUUACAUGCGGUCCCACUACCAAGAAGCUAUUGAUAUUUACAAACGCAUACUUCUUGAUAAUAGGGAGUACCUGGCUCUGAAUGUUUAUGUGGCUUUAUGCUAUUACAAGUUGGAUUACUAUGAUGUGUCUCAAGACGUAUUGGCUGUUUACCUUCAGCAAGUUCCUGACAGCACCAUUGCUCUUAACCUCAAGGCUUGUAACCACUUCCGACUUUACAACGGCAAGGCUGCUGAGGCAGAACUCAAGAGCCUAAUGGACAAUGCCUCCUCAUCUUUUGAGUUUGCGAAGGAGCUCAUUAAGCAUAAUUUGGUGGUGUUUCGAGGAGGAGAAGGGGCUCUGCAGGUUCUUCCUCCCCUGGUUGAUGUUAUUCCUGAAGCCAGACUGAAUCUAGUGAUUUACUAUCUCCGUCAGGAUGAUGUUCAAGAGGCUUAUAACCUGAUUAAGGACCUGGAACCUGCAACUCCACAGGAAUAUAUUCUCAAGGGGGUAGUGAAUGCAGCCCUGGGACAAGAAGUGGGCUCAAGGGAUCAUCUGAAAAUUGCUCAGCAGUUCUUCCAGCUUGUGGGAGGAUCAGCCAGUGAAUGUGAUACUAUUCCAGGGAGACAGUGCAUGGCUUCCUGCUUCUUUCUGCUUAGGCAGUUUGAUGAUGUCCUGAUUUACCUCAACUCAGUCAAGAGUUACUUCUACAAUGAUGACACUUUUAACUUUAACUACGCCCAAGCCAAAGCUGCCACUGGCAAUUUCAGUGAGGGUGAGGAGGUGUUCCUGUUGAUCCAGAGUGAGAAGAUAAAGAAUGAUUAUGUUUACCUUAGCUGGCUAGCUCGCUGCUAUAUCAUGAACAAGAAACCUCGACUAGCAUGGGAACUCUACCUGAAGAUGGAAAAUUCAGGAGCAUCCUUCAGCCUCUUGCAGCUUAUUGCAAAUGAUUGCUACAAAAUGGGCCAGUUUUAUUAUUCAGCCCAGGCCUUUGAUGUUCUGGAGAGACAGGACCCUAACCCUGAAUACUGGGAAGGCAAGAGAGGUGCCUGUGUGGGCAUCUUCCAGAUGAUCUUAGCUGGCCGAGAACCCAAAUUAAUUAAUUUGGAAACAGAUUGGAAUGGAUGCUGUGAGCCUUGGUUUCAAGCUGCAGAAAAAUCAAUAUGGUGACUGUGACAGAUAUUAAAUGCAACUAUUUCAUUCACUGAAGUAUAAUCAGACAGAAAGAUGAAGAGCCUCCAGAUCCAUUGCAAAUCGCUUUAGGUGUUAAAAGUAACUCUUUUGCAAAAAGUCUUACAUCUCUAAAGGCACAUAGACAAUGUCAUAGGCUAAUUUUAAAUAUUAUGUUUUGGU
This is a messenger RNA of Gavialis gangeticus (Gharial), 1915 nucleotides long. It is a transcript of the gene IFT56, whose product is annotated as tetratricopeptide repeat domain 26. The record is from RefSeq and is a predicted model, not a curated record. The transcript is spliced from 18 exons. Gene Ontology annotation, molecular function: protein binding; intraciliary transport particle B binding. Gene Ontology annotation, cellular component: ciliary basal body; ciliary base; intraciliary transport particle B. NCBI's taxonomy places the organism in Eukaryota, Metazoa, Chordata, Crocodylia, Gavialidae. The coding region runs from base 101 to 1732 and encodes 543 amino acids. Gene Ontology annotation, biological process: intraciliary anterograde transport; intraciliary transport involved in cilium assembly.